Molecule: messenger RNA, 1972 nt
Organism: Callorhinus ursinus (northern fur seal)
Lineage: Eukaryota; Metazoa; Chordata; Mammalia; Carnivora; Otariidae
Gene: RDH13
Product: retinol dehydrogenase 13
Molecular function (GO): oxidoreductase activity
Source: RefSeq, a predicted model, not a curated record
GCCCUUCCCCACGUGGGUCGCCGGCCGCGCGCUCCUCUUCCGAGCGACCCCGCGGCGGGUGUGCGGCGAGUGUGUGGCCCGUCUGCGGCGGGCUCCGCGUCGGAUACCCGCUCCUUCCCGCCAUGAACCGCUACCUCCUGCCGCUGUCCGUGCUGGGCACGGCGGUGGGUGGCGCGGUGUUGCUCCGAGACUACGUUGCGGGUGGGGUCUGUCCCAGCAAGGCCAGCAUUCCUGGGAAGACCGUCAUUGUGACCGGCGCCAACACGGGCAUCGGGAAGCAGACGGCCUUGGAGCUGGCCAGAAGAGGAGGCAACAUCAUUCUGGCCUGUCGCGAUAUGGAGAAGUGUGAGGCAGCGGCAAAGGACAUUCGCGGGGAGACCCUUAAUCACCACGUCAACGCCCGGCACCUGGACUUGGCCUCCCUCAAGUCCAUCCGAGAGUUUGCCGCAAAGAUCAUCGAAGAGGAGGAGCAAGUGCACAUUCUGAUCAACAAUGCAGCUGUGAUGCGGUGCCCCCGCUGGACCACUGAGGAUGGCUUCGAGAUGCAGUUUGGCGUUAACCACUUGGGUCACUUUCUUUUGACAAACUUGCUGCUGGACAAACUGAAAGCCUCGGCCCCUUCACGGAUCAUCAACCUCUCGUCCUUGGCCCACAUUGCCGGACACAUAGACUUUGAUGACUUGAACUGGGAGAAAAGGAAGUAUGACACCAAGGCAGCUUAUUGCCAGAGUAAGCUGGCUGUCAUCCUCUUUACCAGGGAGCUGAGCCGGCGGCUGCAGGGCACGGGUGUGACUGUCAAUGCUCUGCACCCUGGUGUGGCCAGGACAGAGCUGGGCAGGCACACGGGCAUGCACAGCUCUGUCUUCUCCAGCUUCACACUCGGGCCCAUCUUCUGGAUGCUGGUCAAGAGCCCCCAGCUGGCAGCCCAGCCCAGCACGUACCUGGCUGUGGCAGAGGAAUUGGAGGGUGUUUCUGGAAAGUACUUCGAUGGACUCAAAGAGAAGCCUCCAGCCCCUGAAGCUGAGGACGAGGAGGUAGCCCGGCGACUUUGGGCUGAAAGUGCCCGCCUGGUGGGCUUGGAUUUGUCUGGUGGUUCCUCUGUGAGGGGGCAGCCCCUCCCCAAAUAACCUCUGGGAGACUAUGAAAACCACGUGGGAGGCUGAGUACCAGGAUGGAGCGGCAAGACCAACCAAAGGCUGGCUGCUCUGUCUGCAGCACCCUCUAGGUGGCAGUAUUGGCCAAGGAAUGCUGACUGCCAUGCCCACGUCACCCUCUAGGUGGCAGUGUUGGCCGUGUGAGCCUCCAGACCACUGCUGUCAUGCCCUCAGCCCCCUCUAGGUGGCAGUAUUGGCCAAAGAAUGCUGACUGCCAUGCCCUCCAAGUGGCAGUGUUGGCUGUGUGAGCCUCAAGACCACUGCCGUCACGCCUUCACCCCCUCUAGGUGGCAGUAUUGCUGCGUGAGCUCAAGGAACGCUGGCUGCGAGAGCCAAGGAAUGCUGGCUGCCAUGGCCACGUCACCCUCUAGGUGGCAGUGUUGGCUGCGUGAGCUCAAGACCACUGCUGUCAUUCCGGCACCACCCUCAAGGUGGCAGUAUUGCCUAAGGAACGCUGGCUGCCAUGCCCACACCACCCUGUAGGGGGCACUAGCGGCCCUUUCCUCAGGCACAGUGGAUGGGGACUGCAGAUGUGCACCUGGCGCAGCUGGUGUAGUGCGCCCCGCAGCCCGCAGGUGCGUGGGGCCGUCAGACACCUGCCUUGAGCGUGUAACUGGGAACUGCUGAGGGAGGAGGCCGCUCCCUCUAGCGUGGCCAUGUCAGGAGAGCCCGUGCAGAACUGUAUGGCUGUUGGGAAAGUUGUCGGCCAGACACGGUCAAGUUCGUGGUUCCCCGUGGGACCGUGCACACGCUCAGUCGCCUUUCUGAGCCUCGGUUUCUCCCACUGUGAAUGUGCAGAGUAACUUGACUACCUCGCA